Molecule: messenger RNA, 705 nt
Organism: Beta vulgaris subsp. vulgaris (sugar beet)
Lineage: Eukaryota; Viridiplantae; Streptophyta; Magnoliopsida; Caryophyllales; Amaranthaceae
Exons: 1
Coding region: 1-705 (234 amino acids)
Source: RefSeq, a predicted model, not a curated record
AUGGAAGAAGCCGCCAGCAAUGUCGGCAAUGUCUUUUCCUUAGAGGAUGCUAAGCAUGUCGUCUAUCCACAUGACGAUAUGUUAGUGGUCACUCUAAAAGUCUCAAACUUCUUGAUUCAUAGAAUUUUGGUGGACGGAGGCAGCUCUGCAAAAAUCCUUUAUUUGUCAACAUUCGAAAAGCUAAUGAUUGGCCGAGAGCAUUUGAAGCCAGUCAGGUACCCAGUUAUUAGGUUUACAAGAGCAUCAGUGGUACCAGAGAGGAUAAUCACGCUCCCGAUAAGAAUUGAGGAGAACGAAGCAGUCAGGGACGUCAUGGUGGAGAUCCUGGUGGUAAAUGUCCCAGGGGCAUAUAACGCCAGUAUAGGGCGCCUCAUUAUUCAUGACGCCCAAGGGGUCGUCUCAACCUACCAUCUGAUAAUGUUGUAUGUCUCCAAUGAAGGGGUAACAUCAAGAAUGAAAGGCAUCCAAGAGAUGGCGAGGUCAUGUUACUUAAUGGCGCUGAAGCUGCCCGCCAAGAGAUUCUCAGUAGAAAGUCUUGACCCGCCAUCAAGAAAGCAAAGAAGAGCUCAAAGAAAGGCCCAAGUUGGGGAAAAAGAAAAUGAUGAGGCAGCUGAGAAGAAAAUGGAGGUAGCCAAGAGGGCUAAAAUGGUAUCAAUGAAGGAUCUGGGUGUUAAGAGAAUAAUAAGAAUAGCUAUCCUAAAUUAA